Messenger RNA from Belonocnema kinseyi, 2894 nucleotides. RefSeq lists its product as uncharacterized. The coding region runs from base 1 to 2433 and encodes 810 amino acids. NCBI's taxonomy places the organism in Eukaryota, Metazoa, Arthropoda, Insecta, Hymenoptera, Cynipidae. Gene Ontology annotation, cellular component: plasma membrane. The transcript has 3 exons. Gene Ontology annotation, molecular function: inward rectifier potassium channel activity. The record is from RefSeq and is a predicted model, not a curated record. Gene Ontology annotation, biological process: regulation of monoatomic ion transmembrane transport; potassium ion import across plasma membrane.
AUGGGAGUAGAUAAAAGACAGAAGGCAGAGAAGGAUAAGUUGAAUGACGAGGAGAUAGAGAAACAGAUAAGGAAGUUAAUAUGGUCAAAAAGCCGAUACAGGCCAGGACCUGUGCGCAAGAUCCGUAGAAGAGCAGUUCUAAAAAGUGGCGAGUGUAACGUUCUCCAAUCCCGCAUCUCGAGACGAUCACUGCGAUUCCUGCAGGACAUCUUCACAACCCUUGUCGACACACAAUGGCGCUGGACCCUCUUGUGCUUCACCCUCAGUUUUCUCCUCUCAUGGUUGGGCUUUGCCCUAAUCUGGUGGCUGAUAGCCUUCACCCACGGAGAUUUCGAUCCGCGACAUCUACCAGAUUUCCAGUUAGAAAAUCACUGGACACCCUGUGUCACGAACAUCUUCAGCUUCACGAGCUGUUUCCUCUUUUCCAUCGAGACGCAGCACACAAUAGGUUAUGGAGGCAGAUCAACAACCGAGGAGUGUCCAGAAGCCAUUUUCAUCAUGUGCAUUCAGAGCAUCUCCGGAGUGAUGAUCCAGGCCUUCAUGGUCGGCAUAGUCUUCGCGAAAAUGAGCAGACCAAAGCAAAGAACCCAGACUCUCCUCUUCUCCAGGAAUGCUGUCAUCUGUCAGAGAGAUGGUCUCUUAUGUCUCAUGUUUCGGGUCGGUGAUAUGAGAAAGUCACACAUCAUCGGAGCUACAAUCAGAGCGCAAGUGAUCAAGUCGAGAACCACCAAGGAGGGUGAGGUUCUUCCACAGCAUCAGCAGGAACUGAAUGUUGGAACAGAUGGCGAGAAUGAGAACAUCUUCUUUAUCUGGCCGAUGACAAUUGUUCACAAGAUUGAUGCGGAGUCACCGUUUUAUCAGAUGUCUGCUGAAGAUAUGUUGUCGGAAAGGUUCGAGGUGGUUGUCAUCCUGGAAGGCACGAUAGAGUCCACAGGACAAACUACACAAGCCCGAUCCAGCUAUCUACCACAGGAGAUUCUCUGGGGUCACAGGUUCGAAUCUCUCGUCAAUUAUUCGAAGGAGAGGCAGGGAUACGAGGUUGAUUACUCUUUGUUCAACAACACAACCCAGGUUGAUACUCCUCUUUGUUCCGGAAGAGAACUUGCUGAGUUCUACAGGGUUCAGGACGAACUUCGUCAUGGAACUGGUUACUUGGUUGAUGAAGAUGUCAUUCUGGAUCCUUACCACGAUGUUCAUUCACAUUGCCAUAAUGUGAUUCAUCGUCCAUCCGCAAAUCCUGUUCAUCAUUUGACACAUGCAGAGAGCAUGAGAAGCGAAAUAAGUCUAGAAGACAGCGCCUUAGGGCGCAGCAUCUGCAGGGACAGUUGUGCGACAAAUCACAAUCCCCAUGCUCCAAAGGAAGCAAGUCAAUACAAAAUUGUCGAAAUAGAACCAGAUGCUAUUCACGUGAUCGGCGAUGCCGAACUUCAGCAGCUUCCAGAAGCUGUGAACAGGGAGAUUUUAAAGAACAGCAGGGAAAUUGUUUACGAGGAUGAUCAACCUGAUCAUCGGGAGCCUCAUCGAGAUUUUAAUCACCGUGAUUUAAAUCAACGCGAUUAUAAUCAUCGGGAUUAUAAUCAUAAGGAAUUAAGUCAUCGAGAUUAUAAUCAUAAAGAAUUUAGUCAUCGAGAUUAUAAUCAUAGAGAAUUUAGUCAUCGAGAACAUGAUCCAAAAGAAGAGACGCUUCUCAUCCCGAAACCAGUUCUCACCACCAAUAGAAGAAAUUUUAGAUAUCCACUACUUGAAGGGGAAAAACGAUCCCUCAACGGUUCAAGGAGAUCUUUGAACGGAUCUCGGAGGAAUUUAAACGGAUCCAAGAAGUACCUUCUGCUAGCCCUCGACAAGUCCGACAGUCAUAGGAAUCUUCACGUUGACAGUAGAGAAAAUCUUAUUGGUUCCAGGCGUCACACUGGUAGUAAGGAGAUGUUGAAUGGAAUCAGGAGGAAUGUAGUUGGCAUCAAAGGAUCAAAAGAAACGCCAGAAUUGAGACCAAAAAGAAGGACAGAAUUGAUGAUCGAUGGAAGAGACUGCGAGGCAGAGAAGUCAUUCAAAAGACGUGGUCGACCCUUACAAGAAAUUGUCGUACAUCGUUCCGAAAGGAAUUCUCCUCAUCAGGAAAGCUUGGAGACCAAUCCUAGCCCAAAUUCGAGAUUAGAGUCAAGCUACUCGAGAGAUUCUGAUCUCUUGAAUGAAGGCUAUCCCCUAGAAAGCGCUAAAAAUGAGAAGAGGUUAUCAAACGGCAGUGCUAAUGGAAGAAAUAGAAGGAGUUACGAGCAUGCUCAACUCCAGGAUGUCAAUAAAGUGAUUCCUAGACCUAACAGUGGUAGCAGUUCGUCUGAUAGUGAUAGCACAUCCAGAACUGCUAGUUCCUCGGGUGUUCCUGGAAAACAAAGUCCCUCCGGAGUAAAGCCAAUCCCUUAUACUAGUGUCUGAUGAACGAUCUUCCUAUAGAAAUAAUUAAUUCUUAGAUAAUUAUUGUACUUGUCUAUUGAAAACGAGAUACAAGGAUUUUUAGACAACACCAAGUGCCAAGUAUGACACAAUAAGUCGGAUCUGGAAUUUACUCUUCAUUAUAAUUCUUUCCGUAAUUUUUAACGGAUUUUGAUAUUCUUUCAUGAUUCUCAGGUCCCUAAAGUACCCUAUUUGAGUCAGGGUCUUUGAAAAAAAAUCAGAGAAUUUCUGUUAGAAGUAACUUUAAAAAAUAUUAACCCUUAAAGGGCAAUUUUCCGUAAAAUUAUAUAAAGAGCACACUGGGUCUUUGGUACCCAAAGGUAUUCAAACGUGUGCUAUGCCACCGGUAUUGGAUAUUUUUUUACAAGAAAAUCAAUUAUUGAUGUUUAAUCUAUCUAGCAUAAGGAGAAAAUGGUUUCAUAACAGUUUUUGAAAUCUAAACU